This is a messenger RNA of Talaromyces proteolyticus, 1455 nucleotides long. Its product is annotated as putative MAP kinase. Lineage: Eukaryota; Fungi; Ascomycota; Eurotiomycetes; Eurotiales; Trichocomaceae. Bases 1 to 1455 code for a protein of 484 amino acids. The transcript is spliced from 4 exons. Gene Ontology annotation, biological process: protein phosphorylation. Gene Ontology annotation, molecular function: ATP binding; protein kinase activity. The record is from RefSeq and is a predicted model, not a curated record.
AUGUCGUCUCCAGCACCACUUCUCAGGCCGCCAGUGCCUGGUGCCCGGAACAACAGUGGUUCACGAACACCACGCCUGACCCUCGGCAUUCCGCCGUCGCCUAGCACGAAGCCCGUGAACCCUUCCAAUGGAGACUCGAAUAUAUCUGACAUCCCAUUGCCUCGACAAUCGGGUCGUCCCACCCCGCCAAAGCUCCAAUUAGCCACCCCGAUGGGCAGCAUCACUGCGUCAAGUGAACCAUCAAAGCCUCCUCCGCCUCUGGUGGGAAAUACGACCGACAAUAAUGGCCAUCUGGAUGGCAAAGCGAGCGGUCCUACCAGUGCUUCGUCGUCUUCUUACUCCGCCUUGUCUUUCGCUAUGGGGCUGCGUCAACCCCAUGGCGGAACUCCAGAUCCUUCAUCGGCUAUCAGCUCGGUAUAUUCAGACCGAGAAGGUGGCGUUGCCAUGGAAAGAGAAAACAGCCUCAACGGCCUGCUACCUGAUCUCGAGAAACUGAGUUUGGACAAGGGUCGGCCUCUCGAUGUCGAGGAUUUAGAUGACGAAGGGUGGCUAGCUGCCAGCGAACAAAAGAAAAUCGAGGAACUGGGUGGUCUUGGAGAGGGAGCCGGCGGUGCUGUCACACGAUGCAAGUUGAAAGACGGAAACACAGUUUUUGCAUUAAAGAUUAUCACUACGGACCCAAAUCCCGACGUGAAGAAACAGAUUAUUCGAGAGCUUAAUUUCAACAAGGACUGUGCGUCCGAGCACAUCUGUCGUUACUAUGGAGCUUUCAUGGACAAGUCGACAGGCACGAUUUCGAUUGCCAUGGAAUUUUGUGAAGGCGGCAGCCUCGACAGUAUUUAUCGCGAAGUGAGGAAGCUUGGCGGAAGAACAGGCGAGAAAGUGUUAGGGAAAGUGGCCGAAGGGGUUCUUAAUGGACUGACCUAUCUCCAUAGCCGGAAGAUUAUCCAUCGAGAUAUCAAACCAUCCAACAUUCUACUAUGCCGAAAUGGACAGGUCAAGCUUUGCGAUUUCGGUGUUAGUGGAGAAUUUGGGACCAAAGGAGACGCCAAUACAUUCAUUGGAACGUCCUAUUACAUGGCUCCGGAACGAAUCACCGGCCAGUCUUAUACCAUCACCUCAGAUGUGUGGUCUCUUGGUGUCACACUUCUCGAAGUCGCUCAGCAUCGUUUCCCGUUUCCAGCCGAUGGGACUGAAAUGCAACCUCGGGCUGGAUUAAUUGAUCUGCUCACAUACAUUGUCCGUCAACCUAUACCACGAUUAAAGGACGAACCCGAAAACAAUAUCCAAUGGUCUGACAACUUUAAAUACUUUAUUGAAUGCUCUCUCGAAAAAGACCCCCCUCGACGAGCCACCCCCUGGCGGAUGCUGGAACAUCCGUGGAUGCAGGACAUCAGAACAAAAAAGGUCAACAUGGCCACCUUCAUCCAAAGAGUAUGGGGAUGGACCGAUUAG